This is a messenger RNA of Ramularia collo-cygni, 462 nucleotides long. RefSeq lists its product as uncharacterized. Lineage: Eukaryota; Fungi; Ascomycota; Dothideomycetes; Mycosphaerellales; Mycosphaerellaceae. Bases 1 to 462 code for a protein of 153 amino acids. The transcript has 2 exons. The record is from RefSeq and is a predicted model, not a curated record.
AUGUUUACGUCGGCCGACGACGCCAAGUUGCUCUCGUUGCGAAGCGAGGGGAAAUCCUGGCAUGCUAUCAGGAUGGAGCUUCCGGACCGCUCCAGGAGUUCUCUAGAACGGCGGUGGGGCAGGCUAUAUCUUCGCGCCACAGCACCGGUCGUGUGCGGAAAGUGGACGGCGAAGGAGGUGGAAUUCUUGACCAAGUCGCACCAAGCCCACAUGCCAGUAAAGAGCAUUGCAGAGCAUCUGGGAAGGUCGACGAUGUCCGUCGCCGCCCAGAUCAAGAGUAUGCCAGGAUUGGAGAAGCCAGUCCGAUUGGGUUGGAAGACGGACGAAGACAAGCUUUUGUUGCAGAUGCGCAGCAAAGGCUGGCCCUGGCAUGAUGUAGCCACCGCGCUGAACAGGUCAUACGCUGCGUGUCGGCACCGCUACGACGAUGUCCUGAGAUAUCGAGACACCACCUCGCCUUGA